Dromaius novaehollandiae (emu) is the source of this 4776-nucleotide messenger RNA. It is a transcript of the gene RHBDF2, whose product is annotated as rhomboid 5 homolog 2. NCBI's taxonomy places the organism in Eukaryota, Metazoa, Chordata, Aves, Casuariiformes, Dromaiidae. The record is from RefSeq and is a predicted model, not a curated record. Gene Ontology annotation, cellular component: endoplasmic reticulum membrane. Gene Ontology annotation, molecular function: serine-type endopeptidase activity. Bases 260 to 2806 code for a protein of 848 amino acids. Gene Ontology annotation, biological process: regulation of protein secretion; regulation of epidermal growth factor receptor signaling pathway. The transcript is spliced from 19 exons.
CGCCCCUCGGAGAGGCCCCGCCCCCCGGCGCUGGCCCCGCCCGGGCCCAGGUGGCGGCGGCGGCGGGUCCCGGCGGGAGCGGGCCGCGCUCCGGGCCGCGCCGAGGCGAAGCAGGAGGAGUUCAGCCAUGCUCCAGGGCUCCCUUGCGUGAAGGACGGAGAAGGAGGAAGAGGAAGGCCGCCGCGGGUGUUUGCUCCCGGGACGGGCCGCGUGGGAUCCCUGCCACUCCUAUGAGCCUGCCUAACGCCGCCCGCCCGAGAUGUCAUCCGGCGAUAAGAACGGGGGCAGCCGCUCCAGCAGCAGCCGCCUGCAGAGCAAGAAGCCCCCCAACCUCUCCAUCGUCAUCCCCCCCCGGGAGGCAGAGGAGGACGGCAGCCGCAAGGAGGAGCUCCUGGAGAGCAACGGGAAUACAGACUCCCCAACUACACGUCCUGUCUUCCAGCCCUCGAAGGUCCCCAUCUACCGAAAGAGCAAGAGCCUGCAGGAGCCCAGGUCAAAAAGAGACGACGGCUCCUCGGAGAAACAUCCCGGCUUCCGCCGACAGACCUCCCUGUCCCAGAGCAUCCGCAAGAGCACGGCGCAAUGGUUUGGCGUCAGCAGCGACUGGGAAGGAAAGCGGCAGCACUGGCAGCGCAAGAGCUUGCAGCACUGCAGCAUGAGAUACGGCAAGCUGAAGGCUGCCUACCGCGACAUGGAGCUCCCCAGCCAGGAGGUGCCCUCCUUCCAGGGCACCGAGUCGCCAAAGCCCACCAAGAUGCCCAAGAUCGUAGAUCCGCUGGCCAGGGGCCGUCCCUUCCGCCAUCCCGAUGAUGCUGAUCGUCCCCACACGCCCCACCACGUCCUGCCCCCCGUGACUCCCGGCGUCGCCUCCUUGGCCUCCUUCAACAGCAUCCGCUCCGGCUACAGCCGCAUGCCCCGCCGGAAGAGGGAGUCCGUCGCGCACAUGAGCUACAAGGCGGCCGCGGCGCUUCUCCGCGGACGCUCUAUGCUGGAGCCGCUGGCUCAGAAGCGGAGGAGCAACAAGAGGAGCUUCGUGUACCCCAGCUUCCUGGACGAGGACAUGGUGGACGCUGCCGAUACCCUGGACUCGUCCUUCUUCAGUAAGAUGGACAUGCACGACGAGAUGUACUCCAUGCCGGAUGAUGUCUUCGAGUCGCCGCCUCUAUCGGCCACGUAUUUGCGCAUGCACCCAGUGGGGGAGGAUGUCAGGGUGUCCCCGGAGGUGGAGCAACCCACUCCAAGGGAGAGUGCCCGGCUCACCCCGGCCUCCGCCGGCCCCGCUCCCAGGAGAGGCAGGCGCAUUGCUUCCAAAGUGAAACACUUCGCCUUCGACCGCAAGAAGCGCUACUACGGGCUGGGGGUGGUGGGGAAGUGGCUGAACAGGACGUACCGCCGGAGCCUGAGCAGCAUAGUGCAGUCCCAGCUGGAGAACACCGACAGCCACCGGCCGUAUUUCACCUACUGGAUCACCUUUGUCCACAUCCUCAUCACCUUGCUGGUCAUCGGCACGUACGGCAUCGCCCCCAUCGGCUUCACCCAGCACGUGACGACACAGUUGGUGCUGAGGAACAAAGGUGUCUAUGAAAGCGUCAAGUACAUCCAGCAGGAAAACUUCUGGAUUGGGCCCAGCUCGAUCGACCUGAUCCACCUGGGGGCCAAGUUCUCCCCCUGCAUCCGGAAGGACCAGCAAGUGGAGCGGCUCAUUCAGCGCGAGAGGGACCGGGAGCGCAACUCGGGCUGCUGCGUCCAGAACGACAACUCGGGCUGCAUCCAGACCCUGCCGCAGGACUGCUCGGAGACGCUGGCGACAUUCAUCAAGUGGCCAGGCACCAACGCACCAACGAUGGGCUCCGGCAAGAAGCGGACAUCAGGGGCCGUGUGCCAUCAGGACCCCCGGACAUGCGAGGAGCCAGCGUCAAACCCACCCCACGUGUGGCCAGAUGAUAUCACCAGGUGGCCGAUUUGUACCUACGAGACCAAAACCAACCACACGGGCUUUGCGCACAUGGACUGCCAGAUCAAGGGCAGGCCCUGUUGCAUCGGCACCAAGGGCAGCUGCGAGAUCACGACGCGGGAGUACUGCGAGUUCAUGCACGGCUACUUCCACGAAGAGGCGACGCUCUGCUCGCAGGUGCACUGCCUGGAUGAAGUCUGCGGCCUCCUGCCCUUCCUGAACCCGGAGGUCCCCGACCAGUUCUACCGCCUCUGGCUGUCGCUGUUCCUGCACGCGGGGGUCAUCCACUGCCUGGUGUCGGUGACUUUCCAGAUGACGGUGCUGAGGGACCUGGAGAAGCUGGCGGGCUGGCACCGCAUCUCCAUCAUUUUCAUCCUCAGCGGCAUCACGGGCAACCUGGCCAGCGCCAUCUUCCUGCCCUACAGAGCAGAGGUGGGCCCGGCCGGGUCCCAGUUCGGCUUGCUGGCGUGCCUCUUCGUCGAGCUCUUCCAGAGCUGGCAAGUCCUGGAGAAGCCUUGGAAAGCCUUCUUCAACCUCUUUGGCAUCGUCCUCUUCCUCUUCGUCUGCGGCCUCUUGCCGUGGAUCGACAACAUCGCCCACCUCUUCGGCUUCCUCAGCGGCCUGCUGCUCUCCUUCGCCUUCCUGCCCUACAUCACCUUUGGCACCAUGGACAAGUACCGCAAGCGGGCCAUGAUCAUCGUCUCGCUGCUGGUCUUCGUGGGGCUCUUUGCCUCGCUGGUGAUCUGGCUGUACGUCUACCCCGUGAACUGGCGCUGGAUAGAGUAUCUCACCUGCCUGCCCUUCACCAGCAAGUUCUGCGAGAAGUACGAGCUGGAGCAGGUCUUGCACUGACCGCGGCGGCGAGGUCACGGAGGGAGCGGCGUCACGUUUUCCAGCGGGGUGGUCGGGCACGGGGUGGGUUUCUAGCCAGCCCGGAGGCGGCGGUGGUGGAGCAGGUGGUGGUUUAGAAGCAGGGCUUCCCCUCCGCACGGCAAGGUGGGCGCCCUGGCUUGGGGUAUGCCUUAGACACGGCCUCGUCCCCGGGGCCGGCAGGGCUGCGCUCUGGGGCUCGCCCGCAUCCUGUAACUGCUGGGGACGUGGGAGGAGUGGGGCUGGAGCUGACCCACUUUGCGCUCUGUCAGGGCUGCAAGGGCCGGGCGGCUACCCCGUGGCCCCGAAAAGCCAUAACUGCCGGGUUUGGAGACCAAGCCAGCACCCAGCGGCUGCCCGCACGGGGAAGGGACCCAGCGAGACGGCAUUGCCAGGCUUUGGGGUGUCACCUUGCCGUGGCGGUGCCGCGGCUGGGCUGGGCUCCCGGCCGAGCAGCCGCCGAGCGCCGGCCCCGGAGACCUCCUGCUUGCUGGGGCAAGAGGUGUUUCACACUUGCCUUGGAAGCACGUCAGUGCCUCAACGCCGAAGCCCCCGAGCUGCCCCGCUCUCGCUUCGAGUCCCCUCUUGCCCCAUCCCUGCCCCUCUGCCUGGCGGCGGCCCCCCCCUCGCGCCGGCACGUCCCCCCUCGGGGCUGGGGCACUGCCACUCAUACUGUGAACACAACCCCCUUUCUGCAGGGGCGCUUUUUUUUCCUUUUUCUUUUUUUACACGCGGCUCUCGGCGGCCUUAGCCGGCCCCGCGGGGCGCCCGGCACCCAGCCGAGCGCGGGUCCUCGCCUUGCAGCCGGGCUUUGGCCCACCCCGGCGCUCUCCCGGGGUCCUGGCUCCACGGCGGCCUGACAGCGGGCUGGCAGGUCCUGCCGCAGCAGCCCUAGGGCUUCUGCGAGGGAGCUGGGGCGUCUUCGCAAAUGCAAGCCACGGAGGUCCCCGGCGGCGUCCCCCCCUUUGGGCUCCCCGGAGCCUCUGCCGCGGCUCCGAGAUGCUCAGAGCCGAGGUUCAAUGGUAUUUUUUCAGUCCCGCUUUCCCCUCCGAUGCUCCCACGAGGCCUCCAAAGGAAGCUUUUUCUGGAAACGGGCUCAUCACUGGAUAGAGUCAGGAAUUGGGGGUGGGGGUCUUUUUCCCUUAUUUCAGUGGAGUUCCCUUUUUUUGGAAGUGGAGAAGCGGCACAUGCCAGCUUCACAGCAUGGUGCUGGGAGAUGGUCGCUGGGAAAGACGUGCUCAUGGUUUCGCUGGGCUCCUUUUGAAGCCCGAGGAGAGGCAGGAUGCGGCCGAACGCCGCCUGCCCUCGGACCCCUCGGGAAGCCUUCGGCGUUCCCACCUUCCACUGCUGCCUUGAGUAUUACCUCUUUCUUCAAAAAGCGGGGCGGGGACGUGGGUCACCCUUCCCGUGUCAAACACUCCUGGAUGGACCGUGGAGCACCUGCCCGUGGGCGCUCGCCCCUGCGCGUCCUGGCGGGCCGGGAGACCCCGGGCUCUCCUUUCCCUCUGGAUGCUCCCAAAGCAUCUCCUCCUCGGCCAGGCUUCGGCACGAAGCCAGGUCACUCCUGGAGUCCGGGUGACUCCUCUGGGCUGUUCUGGGCCCCCCUUGGGGCCGGGUUGUCCCUACCUGGCGCGCGUCCCUUCGCCGCUGGUGGGUCUUGGUGGGGUUAGGUGGGGGCAGGUGUGGAUCACCCAGCCGGGAGGUCCCGGCGGGGCUGGGGUCCGUGGUUAAGGGCUGCCAGCUCCGUCUCUGUCCCCGCUCGGCCGUCCUUGGUCACAGGGCUCUCGGGGCGGCCGUGGAGCCCCCCGAGCCCAGCCCUGUGGCACGGCCCCCUGCCCUGUUCUUCUGGUGCUGCUCCAGCCAAAGACAGCCACGUCACCUCGUUCCUCUCUUUUUGAUACUUUUUUUAAAAGCUGUGGUUUUUCCCUGAAUAAAUUUCUACCUGUAUUUAA